This is a messenger RNA of Moneuplotes crassus, 2160 nucleotides long. The record is from the annotation of a GenBank genome assembly. NCBI's taxonomy places the organism in Eukaryota, Ciliophora, Spirotrichea, Euplotida, Euplotidae.
AUCAAUGAUAGGCAUUCAAAUCAUGAACUUUGCCCAAAGAAUUUCGCUGAUAAGGGAGGGGAAAGAGGUAUCGGCGAGUGAUCUCCAUGAAGUUAUUUGUGCUCUCAAAGAAAAGAAAGUGUCUCAAAACUUAGUGCUAAACUUGAUAGAAAACAGGGGACUUCUUAGGCUAACAAAAUUCCUACAACAAAAGGCUAAUAAACUCAUAAGAAAGAUCAGCGCACGACUCAUAUGUGAACUAAUGUAUAAUAAUCCCAAAGGACAGCUGACAUUUUCAGAGCAUUUCAGUUUUUCCUCGUUUAGUGGGUUUAAUACCAUCAAUAAUAUCCCUGAACAAAUGGUUGCCUACUUUAAGCGCAAUCCCAGCUCUUUUUCAACCUUAAAAUAACAUGGAUAAGUACUAUGAACAAAAAGAGUCUAAAGGAGGUGAGCUCUCUCAGACAUAUUGGUGCUUUCCACCCAUGAGAACUCGCACAUCCUCAGAGAAACGUAAAACCGCCAGAGAACAAGACAAAUAUAGAAACGAAGAAAACCUUAAUGAGAGUGAGAUUAAUGAAAACAGCAAGAUUUUAACCGAGGAAGAACUUGAAGAGGAGUAUAUAGAUUUUCCAGACCCAAUGGAGUAUCUCAUAGGCUUCUAUGCCAGUAGAUCUAACCCAAGCCCGUCUUAUAAAACAAAUAGCACUAAAAUAUCAUCUCAAAAUUCUUCAACACAGAAGAAUAAGCCGCCUGUGGUUCAUAAUUAUUCAAAAGAAAACGGGUCUCAAGGUGUGUAUAAGUCAUACUACAACUGUAAACGGCCAAGCAGGGGCAAGAAUGAGACAUAUAAGAUCCAGGGUGCCUCAGAGUCUUCAAUCUCUUCGAAAUACAGAGUCAACUCGAACAUGAACAGCUCUUAUGAAAGACGAAAUAUUUUUAGCAAGAGCAAGAACUCAGCUACUUCUACGAUGAAAUACUCCAAUACUAUUGAUGAUGAGGAUAGACUCUGCAGAACACUAGGAGAAGACCAGAUGAUGCAGAGCCGUAAAGAUGGCAGUCUUGAAAGGAGUAGCUAUGAACGGAAAAAUUUCGAUCCCUACGGGAGCUCCAGAAGUUACGGAUAUGAGCUAGGUACCUCAUUUAGUAAGGACAAGACCUAUAAACCUAAUCCAAACUCAUCAAGCAAGAACUCCUAUACAAAGAUGAAGAAAGAUUUUGGAUUUGAAGUAUCUCCUCAACUUGCGGCUAAUUCACACCGAGUAAAUUAUUCAGGAAAUCCUUCACUCAAAGAAAAUCCAUCGAGCAACAGAACUAGAACUACCAAAGAACCAGAACAGAACUACACAGGAGUUAUCGCUGCUGGUUCUGGAAGCGUCAGCUCUACUAAAAUCAAAAAGGAAAUAGAAGGGCGGAAGAAAAAGAAAUUUAAAAAGAUUGAAUACCUCAACAAAAGCAAAGUUGGAGUUUCAACCAUCCAUGCUACAACAGCUAUUAAAAUUGGUAGCCACACCCCUAGCUCGAAUAUAUCAGGGAUUAAAUAACAUGUAUUCCCAGUAUCAGAAGAAGUACAAGUUUAAACCAUCAUCAGGGAUAAACAGCUCCCGCGGAGUCAAGAAUAAGCCCCCACUUGGAACUAUACAUGGCCAAAUAACCUCAACUGGAGUGACAAGUUUUAAGCAGAAUAGGUCUCGAGUAAAUCCAACCUUAUCAGGAAGGGACCCUCACUCCAUGAGCAACAGGAGUUCAGAUAUAAACACGAAAUUAACUGCCACUUUACCAAAAUCAGCGACUUAUAAGAAGUACACAGCUGGAACUGGAUAUAAGCCAAGCAGUUUGCAUAAAAAGCAUAUUUCAGGCAACAAGAUUCAGGUGUACUCUGCAAAUUCUUAUCGGGACAGUAAGAAGAUGAACUUUAACUCUAUGGUUAACAAUAGUGCUAACCUAGGAAGGUCUUCAGAAAUGCCUCAUAAAACUUCGAAGAUCAGGUCAUCAAAAUAUACCUAAAAUCAUUAACAAAGGAUCCUUAAAGCCAAGCGGCUCUCAUAACGAGAACAUUGAUGGGAGUAUCACUGGGAUAAGAGCUUUGGAGACAAGCGCAUCCCCUUUCAGGAUGGACUCAAGUAGCUCAAUGACCAGGAAAAUGCAUAUAAUUAUGAAACCACAAUAAGGAGGGUAUAUAUA